This is a messenger RNA of Eutrema salsugineum, 1075 nucleotides long. RefSeq names its product lysine histidine transporter-like 2. The coding region runs from base 1 to 1065 and encodes 354 amino acids. Lineage: Eukaryota; Viridiplantae; Streptophyta; Magnoliopsida; Brassicales; Brassicaceae. Gene Ontology annotation, cellular component: plasma membrane. The record is from RefSeq and is a predicted model, not a curated record. The transcript is spliced from 6 exons.
AUGGGGAAAAAUCAGUUGUCCUCAUCAAGCGAGGCUGCAUCUACAAGGCAGAAGAAUGUGGACGAUUGGUUGCCGAUAACAUCCUCUAGGAACGCCAAAUGGUGGUACUCUGCGUUUCACAAUGUCACUGCCAUGGUUGGUGCUGUCAUUGAAAAAAAUCAUGAUCUUCUUUGCGCUGAUUGCAAAGACAUAAGAACAACAUUUUGGAUCAUGAUUUUUGCUUCUGUACACUUUGUUCUCUCCCACCUCCCUAACUUUAACUCUAUAUCUGCUGUCUCCCUCGCUGCCGCCGUUAUGUCCUUGAGUUAUUCAACAAUCGCUUGGGGAGCCUCGGUAAAGAAAGGGGUUCAACCAGAUGUAGACUACACAUUUAGAGCCUCGACGAGCUCAGGAAAAAUAUUCAACUUCAUGAAUGCCUUGGGAGAUGUCGCAUUUGCGUAUGCGGGUCACAAUGUUGUGUUGGAGAUUCAAGCUACUAUUCCUUCAACACCCGAGAAACCAUCCAAGAUCCCAAUGUGGAGAGGAGUGGUAGUUGCCUACAUCGUGGUCGCCAUUUGCUAUUUCCCCGUUGCAUUUGGUUGCUACUACAUUUUUGGAAACAAUGUGGACGACAACAUUCUUAUGUCGUUGGAGAAACCCAUUUGGCUUAUCGUUAUGGCUAACGCAUUCGUGGUUGUCCAUGUUAUUGGAAGCUAUCAGAUAUUCGCAAUGCCGGUUUUCGAUAUGCUCGAAACCUUUUUGGUUAAGAAAAUGAUGUUUGAUCCUUCCUUCAAACUCCGUUUCAUCACUCGAACCUUAUAUGUUGCUUUAACCAUGUUCGUCGCCAUAUGCAUUCCGUUUUUCGGUGGAUUACUUGGCUUUUUUGGAGGAUUCGCCUUUGCUCCAACAACUUACUACCUACCUUGCAUCAUGUGGUUGAUUCUCAAGAAACCAAAGAAGUAUGGAUUGUCUUGGUCUAUUAAUUGGUUCUGCAUAGUAAUAGGUGUUAUGUUGACGAUCAUAGCUCCUAUUGGUGGCCUCAGAACCAUCAUUAUCUCCGCCAAAGGCUACAAGUUCUUCUCUUGAAGAAAAAAUC